AUGACCGAAAACAUAAAUGCCACUGGAGAUUUUCGUCCCCGAAAGUCAUUAAUUCUCAAUGCCUUCGUUGAAAUGUGCAGUGGACACCAGUCGCCAGGACUCUGGCGCCACCCAGAAGAUGAAUCUCAUCGGUUCAACGAUAUUGAUCAUUGGAUUGAGCUGGCGAAGCUUCUCGAGUCAGCGAAGUUCCAUGCAAUUUUCAUUGCCGAUGUCCUUGGAGGCUAUGAUGUGUAUAAAGGACCACGAAACCUGGAACCGGCUAUUACUUCCGGUGCGCAGUGGCCUGUCAAUGAGCCUUUGGCUUAUGUACCAGCUAUGGCAUCCGCAACAAAUAAUAUUAGUUUCGGCGUGACAGUCACAACGACAUAUGAACAGCCAUACCACCUCGCGAGGCGUCUAUCGACGAUAGACCAUCUCACCAAGGGACGUCUGGGCUGGAAUGUUGUGACCGGAUAUCUUGACUCAGCUGCUCGUAAUUUGGGCGAAGCUGAACAGCCACUACACGAUCAAAGAUAUUCUUUGGCUGAGGAAUAUAUCAAGGUCACAUACAAGCUUUGGGAGUCAUCUUGGCGCCAAGAUGCGGUUGUUCUUGACCGCGAGCGAGGAAUCUACACAGAUCCAGCCCGCGUUCGCGAGAUCAAUCAUGCCGGGAAGUACUAUAACGUGCCCGGCCCUCAUAUCUGCCAGCCUAGUCCGCAGCGAACACCGGUAAUUCUCCAGGCCGGCACAUCCAAGGCUGGAAAGGCCUUUGCGGCCCAGCAUGCCGAAGCCAUUUUCGUAGCUGGACAUAGCCCAUCCGUGGUUGCGAAGAAUAUCACAGAAAUUAGACAGCUGGCGAAGACUGAGUACGGCCGGGAUCCACAGAGCAUCAAGUUCCUGUCUCUACUUUGCCCUGUUCUCGGUCGGACAGAGGAAGAGGCCGUGAAGAAGUUUGAGUCUUACCGCAGCCUGGGAUCGAUUGAUGGAGCGUUGGCAUUGUUUGGAGGCUGGACGGGGAUUGACCUCAGUAAAUACGGCGAUGAUGAGGAAUUGCGACAUGUUGAAAGCAAUGCUAUCCGGUCAGCUGUCGAGGGCUGGUCUAAAGCAUCCCCAGGAGUUGCCAAAUGGACGAAACAGACAGUAGGUCAGCAUAUCACUGUCGGUGGACUCGGUUCCACUCCUGUUGGCACACCAGCCCAAGUCGCUGAUGAAAUGGAGCGGUGGGUGGAAGAAGCCGAUGUAGAUGGAUUCAACCUGGCAUACGCGGUGAUGCCGGGCUCAUUCAAGGAUAUAAUCGAGCUUUUGAUCCCCGAACUUCGUCGCCGGGGUCUCUUUUGGGAUGACUACGCGGUGCCUAAGGGAACUUUCCGCGAGAAUUUGUAUGCGAAAGCCGGUCAAUCGGGUCCUCGCGAAGAUCAUCCAGCAGCGAAAUACCGCUGGAAGGCCGGUAUUGACGCCGCAAGUCACAAAAUUCCUGAGAACUAA
Molecule: messenger RNA, 1464 nt
Organism: Penicillium taxi
Lineage: Eukaryota; Fungi; Ascomycota; Eurotiomycetes; Eurotiales; Aspergillaceae
Product: LLM class flavin-dependent oxidoreductase
Exons: 8
Coding region: 1-1464 (487 amino acids)
Molecular function (GO): monooxygenase activity; oxidoreductase activity, acting on paired donors, with incorporation or reduction of molecular oxygen
Source: RefSeq, a predicted model, not a curated record